CGUGGAGAACUGCCAGGGCAGCGUGGAUUCCUCUCGGCUUCACCGUCACCGCGUGCUCCACGUCCCUCGUGCCGCAGCCGAUGGGAUGAGUGGGGCGCUGCCGGGUUAUGGGGCGCUGCUGGGUUGUGGGGUGCUGCCGGGUUGUGGGGCGCUGCCGGUCCCCGAGCUCUCCGGGCAGUGGUGGCCACAUCCCAUGGGUGCUGCCGGGAUCCCAUGGGUGCUCCCGGUCUCCCGUCUUCCUGCGGUGCGGAGGAUGGCCCAUGGGAACGCGGCCGUGGAUCCCAUCGGCUUCCCCUGGAGACGAGGGCAGCCCUGAGGGUUCCGAGCCCUCCCGGCCGCGCAUCCGCCUCCUCAGAGCCGCUCCGGUCGCUCAGGACAUCCCAGUGGUCCUUCCUGGCGGAUCCUCCCGGCGAAGCAACACCUGCAUCCUCUCCCCAUCCUCCCCAUCUCCUCCCAUCGUUGGGAUGAGCUUCCCUUGGCCAUGGGCACCCAACCGGCCGAGCUCCUCCGGGUGCUGUGCCGCCGCCUCUUGCCCGCGCCGGGCAGGAUCGGUCCAAUCCCAGAGCUUCAAACACCUCCUCAUUUCUUUUCCCUCCCUGAGCCGGAGCUGCUCGUGACUAAUUUGGGCUGAAUAGGGGGGGAGAAAAAAAGCAGCGGACGCACAAUGAGCGGCAAAAAGUGUGGGAAAAGGAGCGAAAGAAAAGGAGGGACGGAGCUCGCGGCGUGAGAGCCGGCAGCGGCUGAGCCGGGCCCAAAUGCGGCGUGAAGGCGCGCGGCACGGGGGCCGUGGGGCCGUCCAUGGGAGCGGGCGCGAAGUGCUGUGUUUGGUCUCACCAUUCACCCCUCCCGCCAAUCCCGGCCGCGCUCCGGCCUCACCGCGUGCGUCCCCCCCGGAGCCCCCCGGCAGCGCCUCCUGUGCCCUCCGGAACGACACAAACGAGGAACAAAACAACGAACGAACGAACAGAAAAAGAACCCCUAAGACGUUACGCACAGGACCAAUUACACCGGCUCUGAAGCCCCGGGGCGAGCGCCCAUCGCGUCCCCCGCGCCUUCCCCAUCUCCCAACGUGCCCCAAACACAACACCGGUGGCCGCCAUGGGGGUUGGGGACAGCAGAACCCCCUCCCCAUCCGUCGGGGCUCCGGCACGCGCCGGUGGGUCCCAACCAGACCCCGAGCGGGGUCCCAUGGUGGCUCCGUGCCCAUCCCAGUCCUUUCCAGGCAGCUCCUGGCUCUCCCGGCUCCGCUGCCGGCGCUGUGUCCCGGUGCCGCCGGACGGUGCCGGCGCAUCCUCGCCUGUGUCCGGUGCGCGGGGUCUCGGUGCUGCGCGGCCGCGGUGACGGAUGGAACCGGAGGAGCCCUCGUCCUCCGUGAUGGAUGGAAGCACAACAGGGACCGGCGAAGCCUUUCCAUGAGCGGCACCGUCCCGGCACCACCACGGCGUUGCCCUUCUCCUCCGGCUCCACGGUGGGACGCGGCGCUGCCGGGGGAACGCGGCGCCCCAGAAGGCACUGAAGGUGGGAGAGGGGGUUCGUUCCCCUCCGGCUGCGCCAUCCGUGGAUCCGGUGCAGCGCCAGAGCCGCCACCGCCCCACGGCACCGCCCCACGGCACCGCCCCACGGCGGCGGGACGUGGCGCGAGGGGCCCUAAGUGCUUCGGCGCCCGUUGGGGCGCUCGGGGUUCGGCACGGCCGGGAUUCGGCACCGCCGGCGCCCCGGGAGCGCGGAGCCGGGGGCCCAAGUGCUACGGCCGGCGGUGCCCCCUAAGUGCUACGCGGGUGCGGCCGUGCCGGGCGGAGCGGCCGUGGGGUGACUCCCGCGGGGAGCCCCGGGGUAAGUGCUGGGGUCCUCCCGGGGGAGCCCACGGUUCCGUCGUGGCGCCGGGGUUGGCGGUUGCGUCGGUGCGGCGCGAGCGGAACCAAACCCGUCCCAGCGCCGGGGCGGGAGGCGGAUGUGCCGCGUGCGCGGAAUUCCUCCUUGGAUGGAGUCUCCGGGCUGCGGCCGCCGAAACUGGGGGAGACCCCAACCCCGUCCUCGCCGCACCGAGCGAGGAUCCCCAUCCCUCCGGCAGCGCCCGCGCCACAUCCGACGCGGCGGCGGUGGCGGCUCUGCGGCGUCUCCGGGCUGAAGGAGCCCCUCCGGAGCCGCAGUGGGUGCCGGGGUGGGUGGUGAGGGGCGCGGGGGGAGCCGAGGGCUUCCGCCGCCGCCCGGGAGGGUGA
Cuculus canorus (common cuckoo) is the source of this 2219-nucleotide messenger RNA. Its product is annotated as translation initiation factor IF-2-like. NCBI's taxonomy places the organism in Eukaryota, Metazoa, Chordata, Aves, Cuculiformes, Cuculidae. The transcript has 3 exons. Bases 756 to 2219 code for a protein of 487 amino acids. The record is from RefSeq and is a predicted model, not a curated record.